UAGUUUUUAGUACUACCCGAUGGAAACACAAGCCCAUAAGUCUCACCGCCCAGCCCAGUCUGGCUCAAAGGCUGAAAAGAAAGGCAAGGGAAAGCAAAAAACAGGUUUCAAUGAAAAGGCCUUUGCACCAAAAUCCGGUCGACGUGCCGAUCGUCAGGCCCGGAGAAACGUCGAGCGCGAUGAAGCUCGUCUUCAUGUUCCUCUUGUAAACCGAACACCCGAUGAUGAACCCCCGCCAGUCAUCAUCGCAAUCGUUGGGCCUCCAGGCGUAGGCAAGACCACUUUGCUCAAAAGUCUCGUCAGGAGAUACGCGAAGCAGACUUUAUCCGAGGCCAAGGGUCCAAUCACUGUGGUCGCUGGCAAGAAGAGGAGACUCACAUUCAUCGAGUGUAAUAGCGAUCUUAAUUCUAUGAUCGACAUCGGCAAGGUUGCAGACCUCGUUCUCCUGAUGAUUGACGGCUCUUACGGCUUUGAAAUGGAAACUUUUGAAUUCCUCAACAUCCUACAGGCUCAUGGUUUUCCGAAAGUCAUCGGUAUCCUCACUCAUCUUGACCUCAUUAAAAAACAAGCCACCCUCAGGGCUACCAAAAAGCUACUGAAAAGACGAUUCUGGAAUGAGAUUUACCAAGGCGCAAAACUUUUCUAUCUCUCUGGUGUUCUCAACGGUCGUUACCCCGACACUGAGAUCCUCAAUCUUUCCCGUUUCAUCAGCGUCAUGAAGUUCCGGCCUCUGAUCUUCAGGAAUACUCACCCAUAUCUACUUGCGGAUAGAAUAGAAGACUUGACGCCGCGCGAGGAAAUAAGAACCUCAAAAGGCCGGUGCGAUCGCACUGUAACGCUAUAUGGCUACUUGCGAGGGACGAAUAUGCGGCAAAGCACCAAGGUGCACAUUCCUGGUGUGGGGGACAUGGAUAUCAAAACCGUGACAAUGCUCGGCGACCCUUGUCCCUUGCCAGACGCAGAUUCCGAGAAGCGGAGAAAGUUGAGCGAAAAGAAGAAACUCCUUGUACAUGCACCCAUGAGCGAUGUUGGUGGCGUUAUGUACGACAAGGACGCUGUGUGGAUUAAUGUCCCCGGUAACUUUACAAGAGGGGUCACUGAUGUUCCUCAGGGCGAGGGUGAGCGAAUGGUCAUCGAUCUACAAGACGUCGAUGAGACGCUUGAAGAGACAGUGGCCCGGAGCAACAUCCGCCUUCUUGGUUCUUCGUCAAAUCCACUGACUAUUGAUACCCGACCUCACGAUGGAGAAAACAGCGACUCCGAUGAUGAUGAUGAUGAUGAUGAUGAUGAUGAGGAGGAGGAGGAGGAGGAGGAGGAGGAGGAGGAGGAUGAAGAUGAAGUUUUCGAAGGUGACAGCGAGUUCGAGGAGGGAGAGGAAGCAUUCCCGGAAGACGAGCAAGGCGAUCAAGGGAGUGGGGAAGAGGACGAACAGCUUCGCCUGGGCUCUUCAAAUACAGGCCGUCACGCGGCACGCACGAUCGUGCGCUCGACCCAUGGUUUUUCUAGCAAGGAGAAAGAUUCAGGCGAUGUCGCUUUUGCUGACUCUGAUUCCGAACUUGGGUCGUCUGAUGAUGAAGGACAUGCUAGAGCAGGUGAAGUCAUGUAUGCCGGCGUUGAAAAGGACAUUCUGAGUGAUGCUGAGGAUGAGGACGAAGAAGAUGACGAGGACGACGCGCCAGCGUGGAAAUCUGGACUGGCUGCGAAAGCAAGCGCUGCCUUCGAUGAACUCAACCGUCGGAAACGGCGUAACAACUGGAUUGCAAUGAUUUAUUCCAGUUCACUCAGCCCGGAACAGAUUGUUCAUGGUGCCGACACAACUGUGGUCGAAUCAGACGACAUAGAUGAUGACUUCUUCCGGGUGAACAGUUCUGGUGCUGCGAACGAAAACGACUUGGACAUGACAAAAGAGGCGCUCUCUCCUAGUGCGCUGAGGGAGUGGGAAGAUGAGGGACUACUGGAUUCUCUAAGGACGCUAUUCAUCACCGGGAAUCAUGACGACGGUGAUGCAGACCAGGAAACGAACGUCCACGAAAACCUGGAAGGUGGGGACUUCGUUAAAGUGGAGGCCGGGAAAGCCCAGUCUGCUCCCGCUGAAUUCGAGGGCAUUGACGCUGGGACUCGUGCUCUUGUCGAAGGUUAUCGGCCUGGAACAUAUGUGCGCAUAGAGCUUGUCUCGGUCCCGUGCGAAUUCAUUGAACACUUCGACCCACGCUACCCUAUCAUCGUUGGUGGACUGCUAGCUGCAGAGGAGCGCAUGGGAUACCUCCAAGUCCGCAUCAAGCGCCACCGCUGGUUCGCACGUACAUUGAAGACGAAUGAUCCACUUAUCUUUUCCCUUGGCUGGAGGCGCUUUCAGAGUGUCCCCAUAUACUCCCUCGACGACCAUUCCAUCAGGAUGCGCAUGUUGAAAUAUACACCAGAGCACAUGCAUUGCUAUGCGUCGUUCUAUGGCCCAGUUGCGCUUCCGAACACGGGAUUUUGCGCAUUCAAUGCGCUUUCCGGAGAGACUGUGCCAUUCAGAGUGAGCGCAACUGGCGUGGUCCUGGAUAUUGACCGGUCGACAAAAAUAGUUAAGAAAUUGAAGCUCACGGGCGUGCCAUUCAAGAUUUUCAAGAAUACAGCAUUCAUCAGGGACAUGUUUACUAGCGCUCUGGAAGUGGCGAAAUUCGAGGGUGCAAGUAUCCGAACCGUAUCUGGCAUCAGGGGUCAGGUAAAGAAAGCGCUGAACAAGCCAGAGGGUGCCUUCCGUGCGACAUUUGAAGACAAAGUGCUGAUGAGCGAUAUCAUAUUCCUAAGAGCGUGGUAUUCGAUACAGCCUCGCAGAUUCUACAACCCUGUCACAUCCCUCCUUCUAUCCGACAAGUCGCGCUGGUCUGGCAUGCGCUUAACAGGUCAAAUCAGACGAGAUGAAGGACUGAAGACCCCGCUGGCUGUCAAUUCCACCUACAAGCCGAUAGAACGCCUCGCCCGACGAUUCAACACGCUCAAAGUGCCGAAGAAGCUACAAGCUGCUCUUCCGUACGCCUCAAAACCCAAGCUUAUGAAGCCUCAAAGCAAGCAGACCUACAUGCAAAAGCGUGCCGUCGUACUAGAGCCUGAGGAGAAGAAGGCAAUUGCACUACUUCAACAGAUUCGGGCACUGCGCAAGGAUCAAGUAGCACGGCGUCGCGAAAAGCAACAAGAACGUAAGGAAACCCAUCGCAAGAAGGUUGAAAAGGAUGAGGCGAAGAAUGCGGAAAAGGAUAAGGAGAAGAAGAAGGUGUAUAUGAGAGCUGCGGGGAUGAAGAGCAAGCGGGAAGCCGAUAUCGAGGAAGGAAGAUCAAGGAAACGGAGGAAGACUUGAAGUCCUAGUGACGUACAUAAGCUGCUAUUAGUUAAUUCCAUUAUAUGAGAAAACAGCGCGCUGUGACCGUGAC
Molecule: messenger RNA, 3416 nt
Organism: Suillus clintonianus
Lineage: Eukaryota; Fungi; Basidiomycota; Agaricomycetes; Boletales; Suillaceae
Product: DUF663-domain-containing protein
Exons: 5
Coding region: 20-3343 (1107 amino acids)
Biological process (GO): ribosome biogenesis; maturation of SSU-rRNA from tricistronic rRNA transcript (SSU-rRNA, 5.8S rRNA, LSU-rRNA); endonucleolytic cleavage of tricistronic rRNA transcript (SSU-rRNA, 5.8S rRNA, LSU-rRNA)
Cellular component (GO): 90S preribosome; nucleus
Molecular function (GO): GTP binding; ATP hydrolysis activity; U3 snoRNA binding
Source: RefSeq, a predicted model, not a curated record